UUAUUAUUAUCAUCAUUAUUUUUAACAGAUAAGAAAAAAAAUCUCUCCUACCAUUUUCUUCCUCUUUACUUCGUCUCUUUUCAAGUUCUCUAGGUCUCUUACCUUUGGCUAAACUCUUAAACUCAAACGUGGUUUUGGUUAAUCUUUUCAAGCUUCAAUUUUUAUGCUAAUGCUUCUCUUUAAUAUUAUAGUUUUCUGAUCUGGGUCUUCAUUAGCUUUCUUUCAGAUUGUAGUUCUCAAUACUGGUUGGCCUAUCUUGCUUCUUAACUGUUUGAACUUUUAAAAACAAGCCCGUUUGGUUUUCUUGAUUCAUUAAUGGUUUCUUGAUUGGUUUAAUCAGAUUUAUGGGAAAUGGGUCUUGAGAAGAGGAUGCAGCAAGUGGAUGCAUAUUGUAAGAACUGUUCUGUAGUUGGCUGAAAUUUUCUUCAAGGGAUCUUCUUUAGUAUGGGUAGAGGUAGAGGAAAAGGGAAGAAACAUGCUGUUAUCGCUGUCCGUGAAGAUCCCGGAAGUGGUGAUGAUGAAAAAAUUCCAGCAUACAGGAGAAGAGGAAGACCGCAGAAACCAUUGCAGGAUGAUAUUGAACGAGAAGAAGCAAAUGAGAAGAUGGAAGAAGAUCCUGAAGAUUUAAAGAAUCAUAUUUCUAGCAAAAGUAUGAAAUAUCAACCUAUUAUAGAGAAUGGAAGAAAAAGGAAGAGAUCUGCACAGGUAAAAGAAACUAUAGAUUCUGUCAAAGAUGAAAAAGGUGUUGAAACAAAACCUAGUGCUGAUGAUUCAACAAAGUCUGUUGGAUUCCGACAAAAUGGUAGUAGGCGAAAGAACAAGCCUCGCCGGGCUGCUGAAGCUGGAGUUGAGUGCAAAUGAGUAUGGAUUAGCUGUUGCAAUUGUUGCUUACCUUCAUUUUUGCUGGAUGGUUCAUAAAGCAUGAAGCAAGGCUUUGUCACUUAUUGAUUUGUGCAUUGCCUUGUUAUAAUUUCUGGGGUUACACUUCUUACAAAUGAAGGAUUUUGAUUGGUAUUUUUUUAAAAUAUUCUCUAGUUUUCUGCUAUUCACUUUUUGUGUAAGUGACCAGAGAUUUGUUUCCCCUUCCAGACAAUACUUGUUAUACUACAUUCGUUUAACUGUUCCUGAUUUGAAAAGCUUCUUCUUUCUCUUA
Ziziphus jujuba (common jujube) is the source of this 1153-nucleotide messenger RNA. RefSeq lists its product as uncharacterized. The record is from RefSeq and is a predicted model, not a curated record. NCBI's taxonomy places the organism in Eukaryota, Viridiplantae, Streptophyta, Magnoliopsida, Rosales, Rhamnaceae. Bases 445 to 861 code for a protein of 138 amino acids. The transcript is spliced from 2 exons.